CAGGUAUGGCGGGGCCUGACCAUUCACAAACCAGUGGCACUUCCCAGCCAUCCGAAGAGUUAGCGGGUGAUGGAGAUAAGUCGAAGGACGAUGCACAUCGAGCUAUCCAACAAGUGAAAGGUUUCCGAUAUGCCGUUGUCGACAUUGAUUGCAAUACCGGCGACAAACUGUAUGACUUGCUGGUCGACAAUGGUUUCAACAGUUUUGUGUUUUUGAAUAAUUUGAGAGACCAUCCAGCGCUGCAGGAUCCUAGCGAGAAAGAUGCAGCGACGAAAGCACCAGAGAAGCGUCAAGAACUUGACAAGCGAACAGAUGUUGACGACCAGCAGGCCACUUCGGCUUUUUCAACGCCACCAUUGUUUGCCACCGCCAAAAAGGAAAAUGCGGAUGCUGGAGAUGAUCUCGAUGAGUUGCCUUUCUUCGAAGAAGUGUCUGCUACUGAUCUGUUGGGACAAUCUGGUGAAAGGGCAUCGAAGGAACCUUAUGCUGACAUGAUUGUUUUGGAUGAUUCUGAUAGUCCAGGCCCAUCUUCGGACCAUGGCACCGUGGAUGCAGCCGAACUCAUGCAAUCCAGCUCUGCUGAAGUUCACGGAGAAGUUGGCGGAGUGAUUGAGCAUGUGAGCAGGCCUCUUUCGAAACAAACGCCUAAAGGAGCUUUUGUGAAUUGUUUGCUAUGCAAAAAUAUGAUUACGAUUUCAAGGUUUUCUAAUCUGAAGAAUCAUGCUCGUCGACAUUCAGUGAUAAAGAAGUUUUCUUGUGCUUACUGCAAUUUUCAACAUAACGAGCAUGCCAGGAUUCGUGCUCACAUGCUUGCUUUGCAUCAAGAUAGCACAAGUGACGUUGUUGAUAACAGUACGCCAGCCAAUAUAAAGCUUUGGGACUAUCUCGUAGAAAAAUGCUUUGCGCACUUCCUUGCCAGUGGACAGGCAAAGGAGCUACCUUCCGACGAUAAUUCGAGUUCUGCAGGUGGGGAAGAGUACAAAUGCAAGGAGUGCAGCGAUGUGUUUGUUGGGCCGGAAUCACCAGAUGAUGAUGGUUUAGUACUGCUCCUGCACCUAGAAAACCAUCUGAAGACUGUUCACAAUACGGACUGUUUGGAAUGUACUAUAUGUUUGGUCUGUGGGUACGAGAAUGCUGACGAGAAUACGGUAAACGAUCACGUGAUCCACGGGCACGCAGAUGUUCCAGCCGGAAAGAAUCUUGCUGUUGUGCCGAAACCAAAUUAUCAUGCACUGAUUACGGCCUACUUCCCGGCGGCUGCAGAAUUCACCAAACUACGACUGGAUCCUCCAGCAGGCGACAUAAGGUUGUCUAAUGGUCAAAUUUGCAUAAAAGGAAAAACUUUGUCGCAAAAUUGUGAUGAGGUCACGGAGAUUGAUGAAGAUGGAAACGUGUCUACACAGCUGGCAUGUAAGGCCGCCCACGAGAAUCUGGAGGCUGAAAGCGAUGAGGACAUGGAUACCACAGAUGAUGAAUUUGAUUCAUCAUGGUCCGACGACGAAGAGGAGGGUCCAUCAACCAGAGGAUCAUCAAUCAAAAAGGAGGGCUCAAUCAAAUUUGGGAGGGUGGAGGUAUCAGAAGAACUGGUAGAGAAAGCGAUUGCAUUCUAUCGCUCGACGGCGAAGGGUUUUCGCUCACUCAAAACAAUGAAUAACAGAUUCCGCUUCAUCUCCUCCCCACAUCAUAUCCAAAAGUUGAGAAAGUUUGAAGAACAAAGGCAAAUUCAAGCUGACCGAAGAAUACGUUUGCGGAGACUUGCAGAAAAGUUGCGUAGCGAAGUUUAUUUGCAAUUUGGAAUGGGUGUGACUUUGCAUGACAGCGAUAUCCGUCGUCUUGCACUCAAAAUCAAUGAGGAAGAAUUCAAUAUCGAUCGAUUCAAAGCCAGCUCUAAUUGGAUCAAGGACUUCAGAAAAAGGAAUGGCAUUGUUUUGCAGCAUGUUACGGCUAGGUCCAGAAAAAAACUGGACCGGCUAGCUGAUGCAACGCGCUCUUUCAUGUUAGAGGUGAAAGAAGAAAUGGAGCGUUGGCCUGCUAGCGCCGUUUGUAAUGCAAGUCAGAGUGCGCAAUCAGUCCCAUCCAGCAGCAUUUCAUUCACGAUUAUACCCACAAUCUAUGCAGAUGGGCACUUAGGGAAGAAACUUUUCGUUGUAAUGCAGGAAAAAUCAGGAUCAUUUCCUACGAGCUUCUUCCGGGCGGACAAUCUAGAGCUACGAGCCCGCUCGACCCUUACCAUGGACAAGAAAUUGCUCGCAGAUUGGGUGAAAACGUGCUUGUUUCCUGCGAAGAACUCUGCAAACAAGCUGUUGUUGGUGGACACUUGGGUGUCUUCUAAAGAUCAAGUCACAAUUGAAGCUGCUGUGCCAGGUGGUCAACAGAUAAAAAUCAAGAACAUCCCUGCUGAGGCUAACGCUAGGAUACAGCCAUUGGAUUACUUCUUUCUGCAAUUCAGAGCAAUGUACGAGCGAUUCAGCUCACACGUCAUCGCUCACAGCUUAGAUUUUCGCUUGCAGAGUAGGGUUUCGCUAUGCAACCGAUUCCUGGAUUGUGACGACUUGCCUGAACUCGUAACGCACGCUAAAGCUCAUUACAUCAUCAAGCAAUUUGAAUGUAGUCGUUGCGGAUUUGGAAGCAAUGAACGAGCUGCUCUAAGCCAGCAUGUGUAUUUGAAACAUCGUAAUGCAGCUGUAGAGAUACUUGAACACGAUGGAGAAAUCAUAAGAAAGGCAUGGACACAAGUGGUGAGGAUAUGUUUCCCGAAAUUAGCGAUGAAGUUGAAGAAAGAAAGGAAUGCCAGAAGACAACGACCCAUCAAAUCAGCAAGAAGGGCUGCAGCAGCAAAGUGA
Cylicocyclus nassatus is the source of this 2843-nucleotide messenger RNA. The record is from the annotation of a GenBank genome assembly. NCBI's taxonomy places the organism in Eukaryota, Metazoa, Nematoda, Chromadorea, Rhabditida, Strongylidae.